Molecule: messenger RNA, 2467 nt
Organism: Tetranychus urticae (two-spotted spider mite)
Lineage: Eukaryota; Metazoa; Arthropoda; Arachnida; Trombidiformes; Tetranychidae
Product: proton myo-inositol cotransporter
Biological process (GO): transmembrane transport; myo-inositol transport
Cellular component (GO): apical plasma membrane
Molecular function (GO): myo-inositol:proton symporter activity
Source: RefSeq, a predicted model, not a curated record
CAGGUGAAGAGAGAAAAAAGUUACAGGAAGAAAUGCGAUGAUGAAGAUUAAGUAAUUUUCAAAGUGUAAAUAAACACGUUUGGUGAUGAUUCAAGUGGCAGCAAUUGUCAAACAAGAUAGAGAGAUGAUAAAUCUCUUGACUCUUUAUUUCAUUAUUAUUGCUCACUUAAAUGUUUCUUUUUGUAUCUCAUUUCAUUUUCAACUUUUUAAUCUGUUUUGCGAUAAUUUUCAAUAUCAUAAUGUUUAUGAUAUUAUAAAUAUUACAUGAUAGACCUACUGUCACAAUUAGUACCUGCAAAAUUAAAACACUUUGGUUCAGGUGAAGUUGGCCACAGUAUCUCAACACACAUCUUUUCAUUUGUUGUUAUUUAUAAAUAGUUUUCAAUUAUUUUGUUCAGUCGAAUGAUAAAACGAAUCGAUUUGUCCUUUUCUUCAAAAUGUCAUCGGAUCAACCCUUUUUCAUGUAUACAGUUUCGUUCCUGUCUGCCAUCGGAGGUUUCCUCUUUGGUUAUGACACUGGUAUUGUUUCUGGAGCCAUGGUCUUGAUCAGAAAACAGCUGGAUCUGGACGACGUUUGGCAAGAGUUGAUUGUUAGUAUAACCAUUGGUAUGGCUUGGAUAUUUAGUUCCAUAGCUGGCUUUUUUACUGAUCGUUAUGGUCGACGUCCAGUUAUUUUGUUAGCUUCUGCUAUAUUCACUGCAGGUUCGGUAGUUAUGGCAUUCGCAAUGGAAAAAUGGUCGUUACUUAUUGGUAGAGCGAUUGUCGGUGUUGGCAUUGGUUUGGCAUCCAUGGUAGUUCCCAUGUAUAUAGCGGAAGUAGCUCCUGAUGAACUUCGUGGAUCUCUUGUGAUGAUAAAUAAUUGUUUCGUAACUGGUGGACAAUUUAUUGCCUCUGUAAUCGCCGGUAUAUUAAGUUAUUUUGACCAUGACCUAGCUUGGAGGUUAAUGUUGGGUAUCGCUGGUAUUCCUGCGUUUAUCCAAUUCAUUGGAUUCUUCUUCAUGCCUGAAUCACCUCGUUGGUUGGUCAAGAAAGGCAAAGACGAGCAAGCUAAAGCUGUUUUGUGUCGGAUUCGUUCUUCUGAACAAACAGCACAAUUGGAACUCGAAAUGAUCAAAGAUAGUUGCAUUGCCGAAGAGGAAGCAAAUGUUAAAAGCAAUGGUGCCAAUGUUUUGUCAAAAAUAUUCUCAUCACAACCGUUGAGACGAGCUCUAUUGGUCGGAUGUACUUUGUCAGCUAUUUCUCAAUUAUCUGGAAUCAACACUGUUAUGUAUUAUAGUGCGACAAUCAUUCAAAUGUCCGGUGUUUACGAAGAAACAUUGGCCAUUUGGUUAGCCGCAGCUGUGGCUUCUGUAAAUUUCCUUUGUACAUUUAUUGGUAUUUAUUUUGUUGAGCGGACUGGUCGACGUAAACUAACUCUUGCAUCCCUGUCUGGUGUAAUACUCAGUUUAGCCGUUCUUGCCGCUGGCUUUCAAUUGAUUGAAAGCGAAUCUCCAGCCAUUCAUCCUGAACCUUUAAAUUCAUCAUUGCCAAUUUCAUUCUCUGCUAAAAUGGACAUUUGCUCAAUUCAAACAUCAUGUCGUAGCUGUAUCACACGACCUGAAUGUGGCUUCUGUUUCUCUGAUUACCCGCCGUGGGAGAAUGGAUCGUGUCUUUUGAGUGCCAAAACAGCUCAUUCGGAAUGGGACAAAAGUAAAUCUCAAUAUGGAACUUGUUCCAAUGGAACGAUUGUACCUGAAAAAUUAGUUUGGGCUUACGAUUGGUGUCCAUCUAAAUAUGCUUGGCUCACAAUUAUGGGUUUAUGUCUUUACUUAUUCUUCUUCGCACCCGGAUUGGGUCCCAUGCCAUGGACUAUCAAUGCUGAAAUCUAUCCAUUCUGGGCUCGUGGUACUUGCAAUUCAAUAUCAACAUCUGUCUGUUGGGCUUUCAAUCUUCUUGUUUCUUUAACAUUCCUUUCCUUGACCAAAGCAAUUACCAAACAUGGUACUUUUUGGCUUUACUGUAGUUUCGCUAUUGUUGGUUGGAUAUUUCUCAUUAUUGAACUACCUGAAACUCGUGGAGUGUCUCUUGAGAAUGUCGAAGAACUAUUCAGAAGACCAAAAAAGAAAAAGGAUGAAUUGAAGAAACAACCAGUUUCAUCUCCCGAUUUAGAUGCAUCUAAUAACAACAAAACACCAAUUGUAAAAUGCUAAUGAUUGUCAUAGCCAGUUCAAUGAAAAUAUGGAAAUGAAAACUGACUAGUUUUCAUUCAGCGAUUGGACGCCAACGAACUUGUUAAAAAAGGUUUUCAUAAACUGCGUUUAUUUGUUCAAAAAUGUAUUCAUAUUUUAUUAUUUGUAUUUUAUUACUGCUAAUAUUGAUGUACGAAAAAAGGAUUUCUGUAAUCAACCUGUUGUUACAAUUUUACUAGAAAUGCCAUUAUGAUGCAUUUCCUUUAAUAAAUCCAUUUAUAGAAAUGUUGUGAAAAUAA